Messenger RNA from Anopheles coustani, 3446 nucleotides. RefSeq names its product zwei Ig domain protein zig-8-like. The transcript has 11 exons. Gene Ontology annotation, biological process: synapse organization. Lineage: Eukaryota; Metazoa; Arthropoda; Insecta; Diptera; Culicidae. The coding region runs from base 1825 to 2769 and encodes 314 amino acids. Gene Ontology annotation, cellular component: neuron projection membrane. The record is from RefSeq and is a predicted model, not a curated record.
UGCGAAGGACAACGAUGUGCGUACGUGGUUGGGAAACUGUUGUAAAGUGUACGCAAAUACGGAGCAAACCAACCAUCAGCUCGUCAGCGAUCAUUUCCAUCUGCUCCUCUUCCCCCCCGCCAUUCCCCAGUGCGCCAGUGGAAAAGUUUUUUGCGAACGGUGUCGACGAGGUCGGUGAAGCACUUCAUCGUGAGAGGAAACGAGCGGUAAAAGAGGAAUACUAAGAAGAAGAAAAAAAAAGUAAAGUGCCCGAAAGUACUCCAAACUAAAAGAGAGAGAAAUAGUGAGAGCAAAUUUAAGUGAGUGUGUGUGUGAAAGAGAACGCUGAACGAAAUCGCGUUUCUUUCCUUCUGGAAACUGGAUUUCGGAUAAUUUAAGCAGCAGCUCACGGGACUUUCGCAGCACCCGAGCGACGCCCCGGAACCGAAAACGCGGGGGGAGGAACGGGGUGUAAAAUAGGCCGCAGGAUCAUCAGCAGUAGCAGCGGCAGUUCAUCUACUACCAUAAUAUACAACUUUACCCCUUUUUCAUCGGUGUUGUGCGCUGUUUCGCAUUUAUUAGCGGAGCCAAGGGAUAACGACCUACUUCUGCACGACGCUUCUGGAGUCGGGCGAGAUAAAUACAAAAAAAAAAACAAACCCUUGAACAAACAAGAACAAAACAAAACGGGAAAAAAGGAGCCAGCAAAAUACACACAACUUACUGCAGACGAAGGUUUUCCAAUUUAUAGUGCAUACAUAAAAACGGUAAAAGCGCCGUAAAUAAAUCCACCAUAUUACCAGUAAACGUAUCCCAGUAGCGCAAAUAAAUAUUACUCUUCCGGUGCCGGUGGUUUCGAAAAGUGUGCGUUUGAUAGAGUUGAUUUAUCCUUUCGCUUCCCCAAACAAACAUCAUCAUCGAACGUAAAAAUAUUAACCCGCCUAGCGCCUAAAUAGCUGCAAUGUUCGUAGACACGUGUGCUUAGCCGGGUUGGUUUGUUGCGUUAGCUCAAGAAAAGAACCGAAACCGACAUAAAUACAGCCAAACUAGUUUUCACUCAUCCGGCGGAGGUAAAUCAAAACGUUGGCCCACGCAAAUUGAGCAUCCGACGCGUUUGACUCCAUUUUAUCAGCACCGAAAAAAAGCUCCAGGAAUAAACGGACGACGUAAUGAAUGUUUGCGCACCCACCGGGGUGAACCGGGCGGAAAAUCUCCUUUCCGUUCGUCGGGCGUAGGUUGAACUUUCAAAAUCAAAUAUCAGAGAAAAAAAAACGCCAAAAACAAAAAGAAAAACAUACCCCAAAAUAAGCCCAGCCCCAGUUCGUUAAAUGUUACGCUAAGAAAUCAGCCGGCGGGGGUUUAGAAAACAGGAGCAAAGUGGAAAGAAGCUCGCGGUGGCUCGGAGGGAGGGGUGGAGAGAAAAAAAAGGACACCUUAAAUCGAUGCCCGAAACCGGAGCAAAGUGAGUGAGGGAAACCAAGUUUGCAAUAAUUUUGGACGGAUCAUCGAAUUUUCCUAACGGAGAGCAAUUUGUAGCGAGAUACACUCGGCUUGCUGAAGGAAGCUGUAAAAAAUACACACCCACACACACACACAUACACACCGGAGUGACGUGAACGGUAAACAGUGUUGCCAGCAGCGGACGGGGACAUCAACAAGGGCUUGGAAAAGAUGGCGCCCCUGUAAAACCCCUCACCCGCCGAAAACAAGUGAAAAGAAAACGAAAGUAAAUAAUCCGAGCAGUGGCGCACACACACACACAAAAGCGAACGCAAACAAGGUUCAGUCUUCUAUGAAUUGUGACGCGCCGGUACGGCACACCGCAGCACGAAGGCCGCACGGAAGAUGUCCGCUCUGAAGGAACGCAACAAAAUGUGCCAUUCUAAUUUAAUAUUCAUCGUGCUCUUCAUUUGUACUGAUUAUGUAACGGGCGAUAUUAGCACAUCCUUAGCCUUAAGUAAGUUGAACUCCGGUGCAACAUUUUUCGCUGGACCAUACCUAGACGGAAGCGGCGUUAGCAAUGUAACUACACAAAUCGGAACACAUGCAUAUCUGCCGUGCAAGGUGAAACAGCUAGGGAACAAAUCUGUUUCCUGGGUGCGGGUGAGAGAUGAUCACAUUCUCACAGUGGACAGGAUGACAUUUAUAGCCGACGAGCGCUUUCAGUCGUUCUACGUCGAGAGCAGCGGCGUUUGGACGCUGCAGAUCAAAUACGUGCAGGCUCGUGACGCCGGCAUCUACGAGUGUCAGGUGUCGACGGAACCGAAAAUCAGCGCCCGAGUACAUCUGCAUGUCGUUGUGCCAAGAACCGAGCUUAUAGGUGACUCCGAUCGCUACGUCAAGGCUGGCAGCGCUGUCAUCCUGCGGUGUGUGGUCCGGGGCGCCCUCGAGCCACCCUCCUACAUCAUCUGGUACCACGGUACCCAGCAGAUCUUCACCGAGAGCCGGCGCGGCUGGAAAACGCAGCUGGACCGCGGCGCACCCGAUCUCGACGGUGACAUUCACAGUACGAUUGGCUCGCUGAUAAUCGAAUCGACGAGAAAGAAGGAUUCCGGAAAUUACUCCUGCAGCCCAUCCAACAGUCCACCGAUCACGGUCUCGUUGCACGUUAUCAACGGAGAGUCGUCCGCAUCCGCCGUCACGUCAUCGGCCAGAUCGCUGUUUGAUGACAGCAUAUCGAUGUUCAAACAGCGUAACCUACAGAUUCUGCUCCGGCACAGGACAUUUGUUAUGCUACUUGUAUUGGUUAUCUAUGCUCAGCUAAGCUGUCAUGUGAACUAUAGACUUUAAGUAUAACCGUAGUGUAUUAAGAUAACGGAAAGUAGAAGAGAGAGAGAGAAAAAGUACAGUAAAAAACAAAACAAGCAAGCAAGCAAGCGCCAGAACAAACUUAUCCGCAACCGUAAAUAUUACAAACUAAAACAGAAAUAAGUCGCUCGUGGGGUGACUAAAAACAAAACGAUACUACAAAAUCAAAUACCGUGCGGUGGGUGGGUAAAACAAAAGAAGCAAAAGGUAAAACCUAACACACAUUUGCGGUUGAGGGAACGUAUCAGAGAGGAAGGCAAGCGGCAACUAAAACGAUAAUUCGAAAAUCAUCCACGUCCAUUCUCUAUCGCUAAAAUACACACUAAGAAGGAGUUAAGCCGCCGUGAGUUUGCAUGCGCCGGUUAGUUGAGCGGCAAACUACGGGACGAACGAAACCCGUGAAUUACUUGCUCAUAUAUAGAAGAAAAUAUUUGAAGUAAAACAAAGAAAAAACAAAAAUCUGAAACAAAGCGUUACGCAUCUCGUUGAGUUAGAGACACAGUGGGGGGAAUGAACAAAGAAGGUAACAAAAACACAUCCACACAUCACUUCAAGACGUAACCGAAACAUACAGAAAAAAAAACAAACCGAGACAGUUCCCAUCACACAGAUACGGACAAGGACAACCGAAAACUCAUGACUGAAAGAAAAACUCUACG